GGCGGGUAAGCAGGCGGUCCAGAGUUUAAAAUUGAAAGACCGCGCGGCUGGGGAGCGGCAGACAGACGAGCGGUGGGUUAGUUCUUUCCGGACGGGUCGAGUCAGGUGGAGACGGCGGCGUUCCUGGCCGCACAGGUCUGGGAGGCUUUUGAAGGGUUGUGGGGCUUCGCCGGUCGCACGCGCGCGGUGAAGGAAGCGGGCCUAGGCCUGCCGCCGUGUGUCCACAGCGCCUCGAAUGCGGGCCUCCGCUGUUAGCCGCGGGGUUCGGGUUCCGGCGCUGGUCCGUCCCGCCCCCACUCCCCUUUUCCGGCUUGCAGGGGUAGGAGCGGACCGAGCUGGCCGCUUGGGGUCCAAUGCAGAAAACCAAGGUGGUCCCCCAACUUCUUAAGAGUCUCAGUCUCCUUGCCUGUGAGCAGAUCCCGACUGGGUCCUGUUAGAACAUGAUUUGAAGCUUCUUCAUGCAACCUAUUUUGAUCAUAUUCUUUCCUUUCCCCCACCACCCUUCAUGCUAUUUCCCUCAGAACAGAUUAAUGCACAUUCACCUCAGUUAAGCCCAAAUUGGCUUGAAUUAUCCUGCUGCUAACUACCAGAAUCGUCCCUAAAACAAAAUGGGUGAAGACGAACUGACAUUCUUCGAUAAAAGCAUAAAUGAAUUUGGGGAUAAAUUCAGAACCAGACUCAUCGAUAAUCGUAGUCAGGUGCAGGGACUUAGAGAUGCCUUCAAGGACUCCAUUAGAGUGCUUUCAGAAAAGCUGUCUUUGAAAUUAAAGGAAGAAGAAAGGAUGGCUGAGAUGAUUCUGGAAUAUAAAAAUCAGCUCUGUAAGCAGAAUAAACUCAUUCAAGAAAAGAAAGAUAAUGUGCUAAAGAUGAUUGCUGAAGUAAAAGGCAAAAAGCAAGAGUCAGAAGUGCUGACAGCAAAUAUCCAGGAUCUUAAGGAAGAAUAUGCUAGGAAGAAGGAAACCAUUUCCACUGCUAACAAAGCUAAUGAAGAGAGAUUGAAGCGGCUGCAGAAAUCAGCGGAUUUGUAUAGAGAUCGCCUUGGACUAGAAAUUAGAAAGAUUCCGGGUGAUAAGUUGCAGUUUAUAUUUACUAGUAUUGACCCUAAGAAUCCUGAGAGCCCAUAUAUGUUUUCCCUGAGCAUAAAUGAAACUAAGGAAUAUGAAGUGUUUGACUGUUCCCCUCAUCUUGAGUGCCUAGAAGAAUUUCAGGAGAAAGUAAGGAAGACCAACAAUUUUUCAGCCUUUCUUGCCAAUGUUCGGAAGGCUUUUAUAGCUAAGGUUCAUAAUUGAUAUAGGUUUGUUCUUUGUUACUGUAUAUAUCCUAAAGGAAUUCUCAUCUCUUGCCUUUGUCAUUUUUCUCUAUUUCUGUGUGGUAUGAAAGAAACUAGAAUACAUCAUCUCAAACCAUGCCUCUUUGAUAUAACAUUUGUGAGCUGAAAACAGUUAAGAAGCAGCAUGGUUAGAAAAACUUUGCCCUUCCCUAGUCUUCCUAAACAUGGGACCUAGAUUAUAGAGGUAUCUAGCUCUAUACCCACAAAAAAGGAUAGAAGUUAGUUGCUUACCACUUCAGACAUGGCACCAGAGGAAUUAACAAACCUUGCUUUAUUAAUUUAUUCCUGUAAAUAUAUUCUUCAUAAUUCCCAAUCUGUGGAAGUCAAAAGGUAAAUCUGCUGUCUGUCUUGUCAUGUUGUAAAAUCCUUCUAUUCUCUAUUGAAGAUAUGUAAACCUGACUAAGCCACUGUUUGGAGUUCUCUUCUGUUGGGGUUCUCUUGUACAGUGUGCAAUGCAUGUGUUAAUAAACUUGCUUGGUUUCUCCCA
Molecule: messenger RNA, 1817 nt
Organism: Grammomys surdaster
Lineage: Eukaryota; Metazoa; Chordata; Mammalia; Rodentia; Muridae
Gene: Spc25
Product: SPC25 component of NDC80 kinetochore complex
Exons: 7
Coding region: 609-1289 (226 amino acids)
Biological process (GO): chromosome segregation
Cellular component (GO): Ndc80 complex
Source: RefSeq, a predicted model, not a curated record